Messenger RNA from Aureococcus anophagefferens, 1185 nucleotides. RefSeq lists its product as hypothetical. The record is from RefSeq and is a predicted model, not a curated record. Lineage: Eukaryota; Pelagophyceae; Pelagomonadales; Pelagomonadaceae. The transcript has a single exon. The coding region runs from base 1 to 1185 and encodes 394 amino acids.
AUGGGGGUCGUCGUCGUCGAGAUCGCUGCGGACACGACGCUGCGCGUGACGCUGCCGGCGAGCUGGGAUCCCGCGGCGGCGUCGACGCGCGCCAAGGUGCUCAAGGCCGCGGUCAAGGCGGCGAACAAGAAGCGACCGGCGCAGGCGGCGCUCGCGCUCGAGGCCUGCCGGCUUGUGCGAGGCGACGGCGCGGCCAUCGCGGGCGCGCUGCCGAGCUUCGCGCGCCUCGACGCGACGCCGCGUACAGCGACGCCGCGUACAGCGACGCCGCGUACGACGACGCGGCCGCCGCCGCUCCCCGACGACCCGGAGCGCGACGACGAGGCGUCGCUGCUCGCGCGCUGCGCCGCGCCCGGCGGCGGGCCGUUCUGGCGGCGGCUCCGCGUCUUCAUCCGGCGCCACGGCGGCGACUCGCGGCGCGCCGGCGCGCUCGUCGCGCGGCUCGCCGCGGGCGAGACGGUCGACCGCGACGUCCUCGACGGCUCCGGCGCGCGGCUCGGCCGGCAGCGGUCGACCGCGUGGCUGCCCCGCAUGAGGAACACGCCGACGCGUGACGUGACCACCGCCGACUUCGCCUGGCUGCGCGCCCUCGCCGCCGGCUGGCGCGUCAUGGCCCGGGAGGUCGCGGCGGCGCCGCGGGACGCGUGGACCGGCGCCGGCGUCGCGGAGCACGGCGCGAGCUACGCGCCGGAGUGGCGCAUCCUCGGCCUCUUCCUCGACGACGAGCCAUCGACGCACGCGUCGCGCUUCCCGGGCACGCUGGACUUGCUGAAAGCGAGCGGCGCGUUCGCGCACGCGCAGGAGGUCUUCUUCGCGCGCCAGCCCCCGCGCACGGGCUGCGCGCCGCACAGCGACAACCGCAACUUCCUCCUCGGCGCCCACGUGGGCCUCGUCGCCGAGGGCGGCGCCUGGAUCCGCGCCGGCACCGCGCCGAAGCACCACUGGCGGCCCGGCGAGGCCUUCUGCUUCGACGGGAGCUUCGUCCACGAGACGUGGAACCCGUGCGAAAGCGACCGCGUCGUCCUCAUCGUGCGCUUCUGGGCGCCGGAGCUCGACCUGCUGGAUCGCCGCGCGCUCCGGGACGUGCUCUGGGCCGUCCAGGCCUACCAGAGCGUCAAGGCGGCCGACGGCGACGCCGCCGCGGACGCGUGGGCGAAGAAGAUGCUCCGCGAGCCGGGGACAUAA